Anisakis simplex (herring worm) is the source of this 351-nucleotide messenger RNA. Lineage: Eukaryota; Metazoa; Nematoda; Chromadorea; Rhabditida; Anisakidae. The record is from the annotation of a GenBank genome assembly.
GAGUCGAUGAGCAAGGCAACAGAUUAUUGGUGGAACGAGAUCAACGAGUUCGGAAUAAUCGACAAAAGCUAUAAAUUCAGCGUUGAUAUGCUUGACAUCGGUCACUGGACACAGAUGGCCUGGGGGCCAACUUCGAAAUUAGGUUGCGGAGUAUCACAUUGUCCACGGAUGACAAAAGGAUAUAGGUCAACUAUUUAUGUGGUUUGUCACUACAGCGAUCGAGGAAAUUAUAAAGGAGAGCUGAUCUAUGAUUUCGGCAAUGGAUGCAACAGAGAUUUAGAUUGUGACGCAUUCCGCGGAUCGAAAUGUGAACCUGGAACCAAUCUGUGCAUUGCACCGUUAGCUAUCUGA